Gambusia affinis (western mosquitofish) is the source of this 3017-nucleotide messenger RNA. RefSeq names its product delta-1-pyrroline-5-carboxylate synthase-like. The transcript has 17 exons. The coding region runs from base 169 to 2502 and encodes 777 amino acids. Gene Ontology annotation, cellular component: cytoplasm; mitochondrion. Gene Ontology annotation, molecular function: glutamate-5-semialdehyde dehydrogenase (NADP+) activity; glutamate 5-kinase activity; ATP binding. The record is from RefSeq and is a predicted model, not a curated record. Lineage: Eukaryota; Metazoa; Chordata; Actinopteri; Cyprinodontiformes; Poeciliidae.
UUUCGUGAAUCCCUUCUGUUCACUUCUCUUCCCAAACAACGUGGGCUGUGGAUGUGGCAGCAGACAGUCAGACUGACUGACUGACUACGUGUCCCCUCUUUGCAGACCACUGUUAUAUUGGCUGGCUUUCUAACUCUUCGCACUGUCAGGUCUUCAGGUGUUUGUGCCAUGUUUGCCAGGCUGGCUCUGUGCUCUCGCCUGCCAUCCAGGAUCCGGCAGACCAAUGUCGGUCCAGUCUCCAUCAGAGAAUUCUCACAGGCUAAAUUUUUGCUCCCACGUUCCCAUGGGAAAUCGUUUGCCCACCGCAGUGAGCUGAAGCAGGCCAAGCGCAUCGUGGUGAAACUGGGCAGCGCCGUGGUUACACGAGGCGACGAGUGUGGCCUAGCGCUGGGACGGCUGGCCUCCAUAGUGGAGCAGGUGGCCGUGUUGCAGAAUCAAGGCCGGGAGAUGAUGAUUGUUACGAGCGGCGCUGUGGCUUUUGGGAAGCAGCGGCUCAGACAUGAGAUUCUGUUGUCUCAGAGCGUCAGACAAGCCUUGCACUCUGGACAGAACCAACUCAAAGACAUUUCCGUUCCAGUUUUGGAGGCCAGAGCAUGUGCAGCUGCAGGACAAAGUGGUCUGAUGGCUCUGUAUGAAGCUAUGUUCACCCAGUACAGCAUCUGCACCGCACAAAUUUUGGUAACCAAUUUGGAUUUCCAUGACGAGCAGAAACGUCGCAACCUGAACAGCACGCUACAUGAGCUGCUGCGGAUGAACAUCGUGCCUAUCAUCAACACCAACGAUGCAGUUGUGCCGCCCCCUGUUCCCAACAGUGACCUACAGGGGGUAAAUGUCAUAAGCAUAAAAGACAAUGACAGCUUGGCUGCGCGGCUGGCUGUUGAGAUGAAAGCUGAUCUUCUCAUUGCUCUGUCUGACGUUCAAGGCUUGUAUGACAGUCCUCCUGGAACCGACGAUGCUAAGCUCAUUGACAUCUUCUACCCUGGUGAUCAGCAGUCAAUCACUUAUGGCACCAAGUCCAGAGUCGGCAUUGGUGGCAUGGAGGCCAAGGUGAAAGCAGCUCUCUGGGCACUUCAAGGAGGGACCUCUGUCGUCAUCGCCAACGGCACGGAUCCUAAAGUUACAGGUCAUGUCAUCACAGACAUUGUCGAAGGGAAAAAGGUUGGCACCUUUUUCUCUGAAGUAAAACCUGCAGGGCCGACUGUGGAGCAGCAGACAGAGAUGGCACGGCACGCUGGACGGGCACUUGCAUCUUUACUCCCUGAACAGAGAGGAGAAAUCAUCUGCUGUCUUGCUGAGCUGCUUAUAGAAAAGAAAGAUGAGAUUCUUAGUGCCAACAGGAAAGACAUGGAGUUAGCAACAGGUCGUUUGUCCCAGCCUCUGAUCAAUCGCCUCAGUCUGUCUACUGCUAAGCUGAACAGCCUCGCCAUCGGCCUGCGCCAGCUUGCCGUAUCUUCUGGGAACAGUGUGGGUCGGGUGCUGAGGCGGACCAGGGUUGCUAACAACCUGGAGCUGGAGCAAAUCACUGUUCCCAUCGGGGUCUUGCUGGUCAUCUUUGAGUCACGUCCUGAUUGCCUCCCACAGGUAUCGGCCCUUGCGAUUGCCAGCGGAAACGCUUUGCUUCUGAAAGGAGGCAAAGAAGCGUCAAACACCAACAGAAUCCUGCAUCAACUCACACAGGAAGCACUUUCAAUUCAUGGAGUAGCUGAUGCCAUUCAGCUGGUGAGCACGCGUGAGGAAGUGGAGGACUUGUGCAAGCUGGACAAAAUGAUCGACCUGAUCAUUCCAAGAGGUUCCUCCGAGCUGGUCCGAGACAUUCAGAGGGCAGCCAAGAGCAUUCCUGUGCUGGGCCACAGUGAGGGUGUCUGCCAUGUUUAUGUUGACAGUGAAGCCACCAUGGACAAAGCCAUUGAUGUUGUCAGAGACUCCAAAUGUGACUAUCCUGCAGCCUGUAAUGCCAUGGAGACCCUUCUUAUUCACAGAGAUUUACUGCGCACUCCUUUAUUCGACCAGAUUAUUGAUAUGUUGAGGACAGAAGAAGUAAAGAUUCACGCGGGUCCUCGCUUUGCAUCGUACUUAACCUUUAGCCCGUCUGAGGUGAAGUCUCUCCGAACAGAGUACGGGAACCUGGAGUGCUGCAUUGAGGUGGUAGACAGCAUGCAGGACGCUGUGGACCACAUUCACAAAUACGGCAGCUCCCACACUGAUGUCAUCGUCACAGAGAACGAGGAAACAGCUGAGCAGUUCCUGCAGCAGGUCGACAGCGCCUGCGUGUUCUGGAACUCCAGCUCUCGCUUUGCCGAUGGAUACCGCUUUGGCCUGGGAGCUGAGGUUGGCAUUAGCACAGCAAGGAUACACGCCAGGGGACCAGUGGGUUUGGAAGGACUCCUCACGACCAAAUGGGUCCUUCGAGGAGAGGGGCACACUGUGGCAGACUUCUCUGAGCAAGGCAGUAUGAAAUAUCUCCACGAGAGCAUCCCGGUCCCACAGGGACAUAUUAAUUAGGAGAUAUCCCAGCUGGAGCCAAACCAACAGAUUUCUUGAAAGAGUUUAUUAGAGUCUUGUGUCAAACGGUAUCAUUUCAACUUCCUAGCUGCUGCUUCAUCACUUGUGUGAAUUUACUAUAUCAGUGCAGGAGAUUUGCAGACACAAUCGGGUUGAUUUUUGUAGAUUUCCAAUUUCCUAAUUGUGUGAACCGGUUCUGAAACCUGUGAAUCUGAAUCUAUCAGCGCAUCAACACAACAUACAUUUUGCUAGAGCAACAAAUAAAAAGCUAUGCAUAGUGCAGACAUGCUCAUUUCCCCUUCUACAAAGUCAUUUUUGUAACAAGAUUUUAAAAAAAUGGAUCACUGGGUCAGCUGUGAUUUUAUUUAUAAAAUUUUUUUUUUUACAUUUAAAAUCUCCCUUUGUGUUGUAAAUCACUGCAAGUAUUGUUUGUGCAAGAUCUUGGUUCUGAUUUAUUUUAUUUUGCUGUUCUCUUUGCAGAGAUAAUUUAAUAAAUAUGGUGUACAGUUCUUAAA